AUGGAUCGGCGUCGAUAUAAUGUUCAAAGAACUAAUGAAGUUGCUGUUGUUUUUCGUACAACUUCUGAUGGAGAAAUUCCAGAAUCAUAUGUAACAAUACGUAAUAGAAAUACGAAAACUUUGCAAAAUGUUAGCACUAUGGAUUCAAAUGUUGAACCAUGGAUAUAUCCUCUGUUUUAUCCAUAUGGUACUCGAGGAUGGCAUCGUCAUUUAACAAAAUUAAAUAGCGAUAAACGAAUAACUCGGGGACAGUACAUUAAAUAUCGCAUGGCUAUUCGUGACGAAUUUAAUGUCUUUUUAUUAGGACGUCGUCUAUUUCAACAGUGGCUUGUAGAUAAUUACGUAAAAAUUGAAAAGGACAGAACAGAUUACUGUAAAACUCAUCAAAAAGAAUUACGCACUGAAACAUAUCAAGGAUUAAAAGAUUAUAUACAAAGUAUGGCAAAUAAUUUAAAUGGACAUAUUGGAAAGAUGGUUGUACUUCCUUCCACGUUUAUUGGAUCACCACGAAAUAUGUUACAAAAUUAUCAAGAUGCAAUGGCAAUUGUUAGUAAAUUUGGUAAACCAGAUCUUUUUAUUACAAUGACUUGUAAUCCAAAAUGGCGUGAAAUCGAAGAAAAUCUUUUGCAUGGUCAACAAGCUUCUGAUAGACCUGACAUUUGUGCACGUGUAUUCAAUAUUAAAAAAGAUUAUUUAAUUGAUUUGAUUGUAAAGCAAAAAUUUUUUGGUGAGGUAGCAGCCUUUGUGUAUGUCAUUGAAUUUCAAAAACGUGGUUUGCCACAUGUCCACAUGUUAAUUACUUUAAAACAUAAUUUUAAAAUAACAACUCCACAGAUCGUUGACAAAUAUAUUUGUGCUGAAAUUCCUGAUCCUUGUGAAAAUUAUAUUUUACAUAACAUAGUUAUGAAACAUAUGAUUCAUGGUCCUUGUGGCGAUUGGUGCUUGGUAGAUACAAAAUGUUCGAAACAUUAUCCAAAACCAUAUUUUGAAGAAACGAAAAUGGAUGAAGAUGCUUAUCCUUAUUAUCGUCGACGAAAUAAUGGUAAAAGUUUUGAACGUCCUGGUGGAUAUAUAGUUGAUAAUCGUUAUGUAGUUCCGUAUUGUCCUACUUUAUCGGUUAUAUUUAAUUGUCAUAUUAAUGUUGAAGUUGUUUCAAGUAUCAAAUCGGUUAAAUAUUUGUAUAAAUAUAUUUAUAAGGGACAUGAUGCUGCUACUAUUACAAUUGAACCAAUAACAGAAAAUGUAAUUAUAGAUCAUGAUGAAAUACGCGAUUUUAUAGAAGCUCGUUAUGUUGGGCCUGUAGAAGCAAGUUGGCGUAUUCUUGAGAAAAAAUUACAAGAUAAAAGCCAUAGUAUAGUACGAUUACCUGUUCAUCUUCCUAAUGAACAAAAUAUUAUAAUUGAAAAUGGAUCUGACGAAGAUACAAUAACUUCUGCUUUAAAUCAAGUUACUAUGCUAAUGGAUUAUUUUGCAUUGAAUUCUCGUGAUGAAGAAGCAAAACAAUAUUUGUAUAUAGAAAUUCCACGCUAUUAUACAUUUAAAAAAGAUAAAAUUAAUGGCAGAAAUGUAUCGUAUUGGAGUAAACGUAAAAAUAAUUAUAAUUGUAUAGGACGAAUGUAUUCCGUUAGUCCAACACAAAUAGAAUUAUUUCAUUUACGGUUAUUAUUACUCACUGUAAAGGGAGCUAAGAGUUUUAAUGAUCUAAAAACUGUAAAUGGAGAAGUUUAUCCAACAUUUUCAGCGGCAUGUUUAGCUUUAGGUUUGAUUGAAGAUGAUGAUGAAUGGAAACGAGCUAUGAACGAAGCUGUUGGCUGGAUGAUGCCAAGACAACUUCGUAGAUUAUUUGUACGUAUAUUGUUACAUUGUCAACCGUUGCAUCCUGAAGAACUUUGGGAAUAUUUUAAAGUAGCAAUGUCGGAAGAUUACGUUAGACACUUUGGAAUAUUACAAGGACAAAAGAAAGCAUAUGUACAAAUUAAUGUUAUGCUUUGUGCUGAAGGUAAGAGUCUUGCUGAUUUUCCACAAAUGGAGCAAUUGACAGAAAAUUAUGAAGAGGAUGAUAAUUACAUACCACUUGAAGAAGUUAUGGAAGUUGGUAGUAGACAAUAUGAACAAUUAAAUGACAAGCAGAAAGAAAUAGUAGAUCUUAUACUAAACAGAAUAGAUGAUGAUAAUAAUCAUAAUAGUAAUUGUUUUUAUAUCGAUGGUCCAGGUGGCUCAGGCAAAACGUUUAUUUAUACAACUAUUUAUCACUUAGCCAAAAUUCGUAAUAAACAUGUAUGUACUAUGGCUUUUACGGGCAUUGCAGCGACAUUAUUACCAGCAGGAAAAACGGUUCAUAAGACAUUUGGGUUGCCGGUUCCAUUAUUUGCUGAUUCAUCAUCUAGCAUUAAAGUGCAAUCAAAGGAAGCUCAAUAUUUGAAAAAAAUAGAUAUUUUUAUUUGGGAUGAAGCGCCAAUGGCACCACGAUAUGCUCUAGAGAUUAUGGAUCGAACAUUGCGUGACAUUAUGAAUAAUGACUUACCUUUUGGUGGAAAAAUUAUCGUACUAGGUGGUGAUUUCAGACAACUUCUUCCUAUUAAGAUUCAUGGUACGCGAUGUGAAAUCGUGAAUCUUUCUAUCAAAUUUAGUCCUAAUUGGAGACACUUUAUAAAUUUCUCAUUAACUGAAAACAUGCGAGUUUUUCGAGAGGAAACUGAAUUUGCAAAAUUUCUAUUAGAUAUGGGAAAUGGCAUGUUAAAUGAUUCUAAUGACAAUAUAGAACUUCCAGAUUGUUGUAUUGCACCCAUUAAUGCUGAUAUUGUAGAAGAUAUAUACGGUGAUUUAAUGCGAAAUAAAGAAUUUAAUAAAAUAGCGAAGUGUGUGAUACUUUCUGCAAGAAAUGCUGAUGUGAAUGAAAUUAAUAAACGAGUUGUUGAAUUAUUAGAUAUAUCUGAGGAACGAAUUUAUACAAGUAUAGACUGUACAGUAAAUGAUGACAAUGGUAAUAUUGGUGAAGCUCUGUUACCGGAAUAUUUAAAUAGUUUAUCUCCACCAUCUCUUCCUCCUCAUGAAUUGCGUUUAAGGCCAAAUUGCAUUAUCAUGCGAUAA
This is a messenger RNA of Vollenhovia emeryi, 3090 nucleotides long. RefSeq lists its product as uncharacterized. NCBI's taxonomy places the organism in Eukaryota, Metazoa, Arthropoda, Insecta, Hymenoptera, Formicidae. The transcript is spliced from 2 exons. Gene Ontology annotation, biological process: telomere maintenance; DNA repair. Gene Ontology annotation, molecular function: DNA helicase activity. The record is from RefSeq and is a predicted model, not a curated record. The coding region runs from base 1 to 3090 and encodes 1029 amino acids.